UUCAGGCGAGGGGGGUGAAGCCGGAGAAGUGAAGGGAAUCAGCUUGCGGCCAUCUUGGUCCUUCAUAAAUAUAUGUAGACUCAGGCUAUUCACCCGCCGUCGUACGGCGUCAUUUUAACACAUUUGUGAAGGAAGCCUUGCUGCUUGCUGCAUUUACUUCUGCGUCGCGUGACUUCGAAUAAGUUGUUUAAUGCAGUGAAAAAUAAUAUAUUUUAUAUUAUUCUUAACAAAAUGCCCGAUUAUUAUGCAAAAGAUUGCAAGAGUCGGUAUGGUGAAAAUCGAAAAAAUCAAUUCCAAUUACAAUGAGAGCACAUUCACGGCAUAAAGAUCUCAUUUCACAGAAUACCAACGAACUUAGAAAAGCGGAAACAAUGGCUGGAUGAAAUGCAACUAAACAACAGUGAAAUACCAAAAAAUGCAACGUUUUGCUCACUUCACUUUCAGGAAACCGAUCUGGAUCGAACAUCGCUAGCUUGUGUAAGAGUUAAACCUGGUGCUUUGCCACAUAAAAAUGUGGAAAUUGAUAACAGAGGACUGGCUACCAAAGGUGUAAAAUUGUUUAAUAACAAUUCUCUCGACAUCAAUCAAAAUCAUGAUGAUACCGAGCGGAAUUGCAGCACACCUCAUCGUCAAUUAAAUAAUCGUCCAGAUUCUUUGGAUGAUACACCUCGGAAAAGGAUGCUCAGGACUGUGCUCAAAAAUACACGAGAGCGUUACAAGAAGAAAGUGAAAAUUCUACAGCAGAAACAGCGAAGAUCAACGAAGCGCAUUGCGACAUUAAAGGAAAUAUUGAAGUCUUUGAAACAAAAGAACCUUCUUAAUGCCGAACAAGUAGAUGUUUUAAAAGACUUGGGUAUGUUCAAUCAACAAUUAUUAAAACGUCAAAUUAGCCGUAUUAAAAAAUCUCCCGGAUCUAAAAUGUAUGAGCCAGAAUUAAGAAUGUUUGCAUUAACAUUGCAUUUUUAUUCCCCACGCGCUUACACGUAUGUUCGGAAAAAAUUUAAUACCGCAUUACCACAUCCUAAAACAAUUUGUAAGUGGUAUAAGUCAGUUAACGGUGAGCCUGGCUUCAAUAAAGAAGCAUUAGAGUCGAUAAAAACUCGUGCUGAGCAAGUCGAUUAUCCACUUUUUGGUGCUCUCAUUUUUGAUGAGAUGUCAAUAAGACAGCAUAUAGAAUACGACGGGAACAAAUAUAGUGGCUACGUAGAUUUAGGUUCUGAAAUUAACUGUGAUAGCGGAGCAGUAGCCAAGAGGCCUUAGUGUUUCUAGUCAAUUGUAUUAAUGUCUCUUGGAAAAUUCCCAUUGCAUAUUUUUUAACUGCUGGGCUUAAUGCCGAACAAAAAGCUAAUUUAGUUCGACAAGCUCUAACAUUAUUACACGAACAUAAUAUAAAUAUUGUUUCCGUAACAUUUGAUGGCGCAGCGACUAAUUUAAGUAUGGCCUCUAUUCUCGGCUGUAAUUUUCAUACUGCAACUUUUCAGACAUACUUUUUACAUCCAAUGACAGAGAAACAUGUCACGGUGUUUCUGGACUAAUGUCAUUCUUUGAAAAUCUUACGUAAUUAUCUUGGAAAUCAUAAAAUUAUCAUUGAUGACAACAAAGACACAAUCCAAUGGGACUUUUUCAAGAAGCUUCACAACUUGCAAGAAAAGGAAUGUCUGCACUUGGGUAACAAAUUAAGAGCGCGACAUAUACAUUUCUAUAAACAAAAAAUGAAAGUAAAGUUGGCUGCACAACUUUUCAGUGCUUCCGUAGCUGAUGCGCUGGAAAUUUGUAGAAGCGACUUGGAGCUUCCCGAAUUUGCUCAGUCGGCACCAACAAUAAGAUUUAUACGAAUUAUAAAUGACGUAUUUGAUAUUAAAUUCAAGAAAUAUGAAACAAAAGGGAUUUAAACAACCUCUACAUAAGGGUAAUAGUUCCAUUAUUUUAAAUAAAUUAGAGGAAUGUUACGUUUACCUAUCACAAUUGCGCAAGGCAGACAAUGAUCAAUUAUUAAGUUAUUCGAAAAAUAAGUUAUCUGUAAUCGGUUUCAUGAUUUGCAUUAAAAGUUUAAUGAAAUUAUAUACUGAUUUAAUUGUUAAUCAAAACGUGCUGAAAUAUAUUCCUGUAUAUAAAAUUUGUCAAGACCAUAUUGAAUUAUUGUUCGGCACGAUACGUUCACAAGGAGGUUGCAAUAACAAUCCAACAGUUAGACAGUUUAAGGCAGCUUAUAAAAAAAUAAUUGUUCAUAUAGAUACCGUAGAAACAACCACAGGCAAUUGCAUUCCUCUAGAAGCAGUCUCAAUUUUACACGUGUCCGCUAAUUCGAGUGACAUUAUAAAUCGUUCAACAUCAAAAUCACAACUAUUCAGCGACAGCCAAACCGAAAAUGAAAAUGAUCAUUUGCCUUUUCUGCUCGAUAAUGUAACUUGUUCGGAAUAUUCAACACGGGUUAUCGCAUAUAUUGCCGGUUUCAUUGUUAGACAUUUAAAAAAAACCAUACAUUGCGAAACCUGCAUUGAAGCGUUAAUAGGUCAGGAAACGCAUAUUGAAUGCUCGCUCAUUAAUCUUAAAAAUCGCGGAGGCUUGUCAUUGCCAUCACACGAUGUAAUUGCAAUUUGCAAUAAAGCUGAACGAGUAAUACGAUUUGCUUUACGCGAAACCAAUGGCAAAUCGGUUCUGCACCGAAUUAGCGAAACUUCUAUAGUACAUGAAAUUUUACAACAAUGUAUCGACACAAAUUUAUUUUCAAGCUUAAGAGAACAUCUCUAUGACCAAGAUGCCUUGUAUAAUCAUAGUUACCAUCUUUUAAAAGUAAUCGUAUGCAAAUACGUAAAAAUUCGAUUAUAUUUUAUUAGUCGUACGGAUUCGGUUAAUAAUCUCGUAAGUGUAAGAAAUUCAUUAAAUAAAUUAGUCUUAUUUAAAGGACAGUGAAAACAUCGUAAUGCUAUUUUUUAUCUUUCUUUAUAAGCUCUAACAUAUGUAUGAGAUUUUUUAUAUUUCCCUACAAACUAUGUGUGAAGAUCUAUGAAAGCAAUAUAUUGAAACAAAUUAUAUUGCUUAAUGAAGCAAUAUAGUUCUUUCUUUGAUUUUGAUUUUUUCUUUUCUUAUAUAAUGUCCUUUUAUUUCUUAAUGUAAUUUUACUUUUUAUAAUUAAAUUUCAUGUCAAUAGGUUACACAAAUACUAUUAUAUCAUUAUUAUUAAUGUACAAAUUUUAAUAUUAUAUGUAAGAAGAAAUAAAAACAAAUUUAUA
Solenopsis invicta (red fire ant) is the source of this 3233-nucleotide messenger RNA. RefSeq names its product DNA transposase THAP9. The transcript has 4 exons. The record is from RefSeq and is a predicted model, not a curated record. NCBI's taxonomy places the organism in Eukaryota, Metazoa, Arthropoda, Insecta, Hymenoptera, Formicidae. Bases 385 to 1260 code for a protein of 291 amino acids.